ACGGGCGUGAGCUUGCGGGGCCUCGUCGACGCCGGGCAGAACCACCUCGCGCUCACGCCCGACGACCCGUCGCAGCCCACGAAGGUGCUGCUGACCAUCGCGUCCUUCCUCCACCACGAGCUGCCCAUCCGCCUCGCGCGGCGCGUCGUCGAGCUCGACGGCCUGCCGGGCCUCCACGGCAUGGCGUCGGUGCGCCGCGUCCGCGAGUGGUACGCGACGAGCGCGGCGGAGAUCCUCGCCGCGGACCGCCCGACGGACGGGGCGUCGGAGCGCGCCUUCGCGCAGCUCCUGGAGACCAUCUACGAGCGCCACGCGGGCGUCUUGUACACGAUGGCCCAGGGCGCCUUCGAGCUCCGCGCGCGCGUCGGCGAGCGGGGCGCGGCGGGCGCGGCCUUCGAGGACGACGCGUCGAUCCACGGGUUCCUCGACUCCUUCUACACGUCGCGCAUCGGCAUCCGCAUGAUCAUCGGCCAGUACGUCGCGCUGCGGUCGCCCGUCGACGACCGCCCGGACUCCCGCGUCGUCGGGCUCUUCAACACGGCGGUGAACCCCGCGGUCAUCGCGGAGGACGCCGUGCGCCAGGCGACGGCGCUCUGCGAGCGCCAGUUUGGCGUCGCGCCGGCCGUGAAGAUCAUCGGGCGCACGGACCUCGACUUCGAGUACGUGCCCGACCACGUCUUCUACAUCCUCCUGGAGCUCCUGAAGAACUCGAUGCGCGCGUCCUGCGAGAAGCAGCUCGCGCUCGACGCCGACGAGCCCGCGGACAUCAGAGUCAUCGUCGCCGACGGCGAGGACAACGAGGACGUCGCGCUCAAGAUCAGCGACGAGGGCGGCGGCAUCGCGCGGAGCGAUUUGCGCCGCGUCUGGUCCUACCUCUACACGACGGCGUCGGCCGACGUCCAGGCGCGGGGCUUCAACAACGACGGCUCGGACUUCGUCGGCGCGCCCCUCGCGGGGCUCGGCUACGGCCUCCCCAUCUCCCGGGCCUACGCGCGCUACUUCGGCGGCGACCUCACGCUCAUGUCCAUGGAGGGCUUCGGCACCGACGCGUUCGUCUACCUCUCGCGCCUCGGGGACCACGACGAGCCCCUGCCCUGA
Aureococcus anophagefferens is the source of this 1098-nucleotide messenger RNA. RefSeq lists its product as hypothetical. The record is from RefSeq and is a predicted model, not a curated record. The annotation marks the transcript as partial. Gene Ontology annotation, cellular component: mitochondrion. Gene Ontology annotation, biological process: protein phosphorylation; regulation of glucose metabolic process. The transcript has a single exon. Lineage: Eukaryota; Pelagophyceae; Pelagomonadales; Pelagomonadaceae. Gene Ontology annotation, molecular function: pyruvate dehydrogenase (acetyl-transferring) kinase activity.